This is a messenger RNA of Tachysurus fulvidraco (yellow catfish), 1631 nucleotides long. RefSeq names its product zinc finger protein 135-like. Bases 31 to 420 code for a protein of 129 amino acids. Gene Ontology annotation, biological process: regulation of transcription by RNA polymerase II. Gene Ontology annotation, molecular function: DNA-binding transcription factor activity, RNA polymerase II-specific; RNA polymerase II cis-regulatory region sequence-specific DNA binding. The record is from RefSeq and is a predicted model, not a curated record. The transcript has 3 exons. Lineage: Eukaryota; Metazoa; Chordata; Actinopteri; Siluriformes; Bagridae.
AUUAGACACGGUGUGAAAUCAAUAGACGGUAUGUCUGGGCGUGCGAGAGGAAGGUCAUGUGGCAGAGAGACUGGGGCCCGAGGCGAGCAACCACCUCUGCCUCAGAAGGAAGCUCAAGCCGUGUGGCCACCACCGCCCGAGAGAGAGCUCCAAGGGAGGGGAAGACAGAAAUCUGCCCCUGUGGCGGCGGCAGAAGGAGAAAAGCCAUAUCACUGCUCGGAGUGUGGGAAGAGUUUUAUGCAGCAGAGUAAUCUCCAAACACACCAGCGCAUUCAUACAGGAGUGACGCCAUAUCACUGCUCGGAGUGUGGGAAGAGUUUUAUUAUACAAAGUAAACUCCAAGUCCACCAGCGCAUUCAUACAGGGGUGAGACCGUAUCACUGCUCUGAGUGUGGGAAGAGUUUUUUUUACACAACAUGAUCUCCAAACACACCAGCGCAUUCAUACAGGAGUGAGACCGUAUUACUGCUCGGAGUGUGGGAAGAGUUUUACGCGGCAGAGUAAUCUCCAAAGACACCAGCGCAUUCAUACAGCACAUAACAAAAGAUUGACCUUUUCCUGUCUUUGGAAUAUUUUAUUUAUAAAUACAAUAUUUAAAAGAAAAGAAAGGUGUUGCUAAUAAAUGUAUUACCUUCUUUUCAUAAAUCCUGUAAUAUUUUAAGCUCAUUUUGGGGUCAUUUGUUCAGAGAUUUUACACGGACAUUAUCAUUGGUAAGACUACAGCCAUUAUCGCCUGUAGUUUUUUGUCCUACCCGUUUUCAUAAAUUCCCAAAUUCUGUGCAAUGUAUUGGAUGCUAAAUGUACUGUCCAAUCAUCGUGGGGAUAUAAGAUAGUUUUAAACAAUCCGAACGAAGGAAGGCGGGAUUUGUCUGAAUACGGGUGGGAAAACAAACAUAAGAGUAACCGUGAGCACAAACACAGCAAUGCCAACCUAGCCUUCUAAGUUGAUGCAGCUCUUCACGUCCACGCUUUUUUGUUGUUUUUCUCGGCAAUAUGGGGGUUCCAAAAUUUUACAGAUGGACAUCCGAGCGAUAUCCGCGUUUGAGCGAAGUUGUGAAGGAGCACCAGGUUUGUGUUCGUAAAUGAUGCUAGUUAGCUUUAGCACUAGCAUCCGGCUAACACUUUACCUCAGUCAGGGCUGUGUAUGUUUACAGGUGUAUUUACACAUGAUUGGUGAUUAAUUUUAGCUAAAGAAGGCAGAAAGGACAAUAAAUUCACCGUGGAAACAUUCUGAAGUUUUAAUUUCCAGUGCUUUAAUUACUCAGUUAGUGAAGAGUAAGUAAUUGUGGAACAAUCCCAACUCGAUGUGUGUUACAGCUGUAGGUCACUACAUAGAGCGCGAGGGGAGGGAACUUUGUGCUAACCCCAGUGCUCAUGACAGGACAUAAGGGUCAUGUAGUCUGUAGCUGUGACAACUUACAUGUGGGUUUAUCUCUAUAGCCACACAAAUAUAAACAACGUUUAAUAUAUCUAUAAAUAUAUUGUUAAUACUAAAUCUAUUUAGUAUUAUUCUUAUUAUAGAAUUAUAUUGACGUCAUUAUAGAAAGUUUUAUUUCUAAAACUGAGGUGAUUCAAAUGGACUUUUUAGAUGAGAGAAAAUAAAUGUAUAAUCGUUUAUAAUGAACUUUGAG